Molecule: messenger RNA, 1095 nt
Organism: Coffea eugenioides
Lineage: Eukaryota; Viridiplantae; Streptophyta; Magnoliopsida; Gentianales; Rubiaceae
Product: probable F-box protein At1g44080
Exons: 1
Coding region: 1-1095 (364 amino acids)
Source: RefSeq, a predicted model, not a curated record
AUGGAAAUUUCAGAUUGGUCGGAGCUUCUACCUGAUUUGUUGAUCAUGAUAGCCAGACGGAUACAACUGAUGGAAGAUUUUAUGGCUUUCAGAGGCGUCUGUACCUCUUGGCGAGCUGCUGCAAGUGUUGAUAAUUUUGUCAAGUCAUGGCCUACAGUUCCAUUGGUCAUGCUAGCAGAAAAGAAAGACACUGAUUAUCGCGAAUUCUACAGUCUAUCUAGGGGCAAGAUUUGGAGAAGAAUGCCACUACCCGAAGCAAAAGGCAAAAAAUGCAUCGAGUCAAGAGGAUGGCUGAUCACAAUAUCAAGUUCAGGAGAUAUGAGCUUGUUGCAUCCCUUUUCGCGGGCUCAAAUUGAACUCCCAAAUCAAUCAACAUUCCCUGAACAUGAUAUUAAUCCUGAUCCUUUCUUUAAUGUAACGAGUGCUGUUUUAUCAGCCAGUCCAUCAGAGACAUCAGAUUUUGUUGUGGUUAUAGUUGGAGGUGGUGGUCGUUUUCUCUUGUUAUGGAGGCCUGGAGACAUGUCCUGGACAAGAAUAGAAUCAGCACAGUAUGGUGCCUUCAAUGAUGUUUAUUUCUACAAAGGAAAAAUUUAUGCCAUCACAUAUGGAGGACAUAUUUGGGUAUGGGAUAUGUUAGAUCCUCCAGAAGCUCAAUAUUGUUUUACGAUAAAUAGGGAAUUGAUCGACUUUCGACGGUCACGUCUAGUGGAAUCAGCAGGUAAGUUAUUUGUAGUUGCAAGGGACGGGGCUGAAUAUGAUGACGAUGAGCAAACUUACGGUGUUAUGAAUUUUCGAGUUGUGCAGCUAGAUUUGAUCAAGAGGGAAUGGAAAGAGAUUGAUAAUUUGGGAGAUAUGGCUAUUUUUGUCGGGCAUAAUGGCGGAUUCUCGCUUGAUGCCACUAGAUUUCCGAGUAUAAUCAAGCCGAAUUGUAUCUACUUCACUGAUGAUGCGAUAGAAGCCUAUACUUGCACUGAAGAAGGGGGUGGAAAGGACAUGGGUGUCUACAAUCUUGAAGAUGGACAUAUUGAACGAUUUGAUGAUAUCCAAUCUUUUAGCUUGAUCAGCCCACCAGUAUGGGUAGCACCAUCUUUUUGA